Molecule: messenger RNA, 1867 nt
Organism: Prorocentrum cordatum
Lineage: Eukaryota; Dinophyceae; Prorocentrales; Prorocentraceae
Source: the annotation of a GenBank genome assembly
GAUGAGGAGAUGGAGGCUGCGCUGGAGUAAGCCCUGGCUGGGGGUGCGGCUGAUUGCGCCAGCGAUGCUGAGGGCGCUACCCCGCGCCUCAACCGCGAGCAGCUCCGCGGCGUCAUCGCCGCCGCCCGUGCAUAGACAGGCGAGCGCCGCGGAGUCAUCGUGGGGGGCCAGCGCUGUGGCGACGACGCGCGCCGCGGUGACGUUGCGCUUCGACGAGCUCGCGCCAGCCUGCGGCGCCGCGCCCGCGCGCGCGCGGCCCCGGGCACCCGCCGCCGCGGCCGCGGGCGCACAGCGGGCUACUUGGAGGCGGCGAACCCGCGCCGUGCAGCGCGAGACAUUCGAGAUCAUGGCGGUCGGCGGAUCAGACUGGGGACCGCUCGCGCAGCUCUGGCAAGAGGGCGCGGUCGGCGCGGGCAUCGCGGAGAGCAACCGCGCCGGCGCCUGGCCGACGCAGGAGACGCGCCUCCACUCGCGCGACAUCGCCGCGCAGGAGGCCCAGCGCAGGCGCGUUCACAUCAAGGCGGCCCUCGCGCCAGGCGCGGCUGGCAGCGGGGGCGCGGGCGGCGGGGGGGCGGGCGCGGCAAGCGUCGGGAUCGCCGCGCCCAGAGAAGGGGGCCCGGCCAGCGCUUCCACCGACGGCGUCGCCCGCGUCGCGUGCAGCGACGGACGCAGGAUGAUCGCCGCGACCGACGGGGUCGCCACGGGCGGCGUCGACCUGGCCACCGACGCACUGGGGGGCGCAUCGCAGCGCGCGCACGCAAAGAUCGGAAACGAGCUGGUCGCGCAGGGGCGGCCGGGGGCAGUCGGAGGUAAUUUCGGCGCGGCGCGCGAGGUCUUCCGCGAGAAGGCGGGCGGGCCGCUGCAAGCUGCGGGCGGCGCCGCCACGCCGUCGGCCGAGGGCGCCGCGCGCUUUCAGGCAGCUUCGCCCACCGACCCAGAUUUGUUCAUCGCGCAGCGGAGCCCGCGGGGAGCUGCGGCGCGGCGGGGGCCGGGCCCCCCCCGCCCGCGCGGCGCCGUGAAGCCGGCGCUGAACGGGCGCGCGCUGCGCGAGCCGUCCAGGCGGACGGAUGUCGACGCUUUCAAGCGGCAGGCCGACGCGACAGCCGAGGCCCAGCGACAGCUCCCCGAGGAGUGGGGCCUCGAGUGGCCCAGGCCGCAGCCAACGGGGCCACCGCGCAAGGGGGGGCCGAUCCCCAGAGCCCAAAAAUGGCAGGAUAGUCUUUACCAGUGGCACGCGGGAGUUGUGAAGGGCGAGCUCCCCAAGCCCUCGGCGCCCCCGCCGCUGCCGUUCCCCUCGGACUGGGACCAUAAGAAGUGCCCAGCGUGGGCGUACCAGGCGAGGGCGACGACCCCCGACAAAGACCCACAGGCCACUCCGAAGGCGCAGAACGGGGAAAUCCAAGUCGAUCUGACGCCCGAGAAAGGCCCGCGGGGCACUCCGAAGGCGGAGGACGGGGACACCCAGGGCGUGGUGAACGACGAGUGCGCGAAGCAGCCCGGGAAGAAGCGGAGUUAUCAUUUGUACCCGCCCGAGGUGGUUGAUUUCUAUUUCGGUUUCGAGAAGGACAUGGGGGGGGCCCGCUCGAAAGUUGUCGACUGCGUCAAGAAACACUACCCCUCCCUGUUCCCGAAGACCUUCUGUGAGAGCCGAGUUCGCGCCUGGGAAAAGACGCGCCAUCGUCCUGACAACGGGAGCGCUGCUGCUGGGCAGGGAUGGCGUUUGGGCCAGACUGUCUUGCCAGUCGGCCAUUUGGCAUUCAUCGGCUCCCUCAUCGUAUCGCAGUACAACGCCGGAAUUCCCAUGACCGCGCGGCUCCUCGUUCCCCUCGUGGCAGGGGCAUUGGUGGCGAAGGGGCUCGGGGACAAG